AUGAAUGCACUGUGCAGCCACGUAAUCGUCUCAGGCAUCACAAUUCUUGCACCGGUCAACUCUCCCAACACUGAUGGGAUCGAUCCAGACUCAUCCUCCAAUGUCCGCAUUGAGGACUGCUACAUAGUCUCAGGCGAUGACUGCAUCGCCAUUAAAAGCGGUUGGGAUGAGUACGGGAUUGCAUUCAACAUGUCAAGCAAACACAUAGUGAUCAGACGGCUCACCUGCAUCUCCCCCACGAGCGCUGUCAUCGCCCUGGGAAGCGAGAUGUCGGGAGGAAUCCAAGAUGUCCGGGCCGAAGACAUCACGGCCAUCCACUCCGAAUCCGGCGUCAGGAUCAAGACGACCAUCGGAAGGGGAGCUUACGUGAAGGACAUAUUCGUGAGAAGAAUGAAUCUGCACACAAUGAAGUGGGUCUUCUGGAUGACGGGCACCUACGGGCAGCACCCGGACGACAAAUUUGAUCCGAAAGCCAUUCCGGUGGUGCAGAAUAUCAGUUACAGCAACGUGGUGGCCGAGAACGUGACCAUGGCCGCGAAGCUGGAGGGGAUUCCCGGCGCGCCCUUCACCGGAAUAUGCAUCUACAAUGUGACGGCGGAGGUGGUGAAGUCGAAGAAGCCGAUUUGGAACUGCACCGACGUGGAGGGCGUAUCGAGUCACGUGACGCCCACUCCCUGUGCGCAGAUUCCGGAAUAUCCAGAUCGUAUAACGCAUUGCCCCUUCCCUGAAGAUGAUCUACCUGUGAAUGGUGUUGGGCUAGAGGAGUGUGCUUAUCAGAGAGCCAAACCAUGA
Molecule: messenger RNA, 792 nt
Organism: Musa acuminata AAA Group (dessert banana)
Lineage: Eukaryota; Viridiplantae; Streptophyta; Magnoliopsida; Zingiberales; Musaceae
Product: probable polygalacturonase
Exons: 2
Coding region: 1-792 (263 amino acids)
Biological process (GO): carbohydrate metabolic process
Molecular function (GO): polygalacturonase activity
Source: RefSeq, a predicted model, not a curated record